GCCGGGAGUUAACAUGGAUUCGAAAGGACAGGUCAAGAGUUUAACCGAGGAGGCAAUUUGUUCCAUCUGCCUGAAUUUCUUCACCAAUCCGGUUAUACUGGAGUGCGGGCACAACUUCUGUCGCUCUUGUAUCACACGGUGUUGGGAAAGGGAAGAGAGCAACUCCUGCCCGGAAUGUAGAGAGGAGAUUGCAGACUGCACCCUCAGGGUCAAUCGGGCCUUAGCAAAGCUGGCUGAAGAAAAAAUUCGAAAUUUAAAGCUGAAUCCGAAACGGAAGGAAAGUAAACUUCACUGCGGGGGACAUGAGGAAGAACUGAAGCUGUUUUGUGAAACGGACAAGACACUGAUAUGUCUGAUCUGCGCAGUUGCGCAGGAACACAGAGAGCACCACUUCAUGCCGAUUAAAGAAGCUGUUAAGUUCUACAAGGGAAAAGAGCAUGGCUUCUACAACAGGAUCAUGAACCUAAACACGCCUCAAAUUCCACAAUGGACUACCUCAAGAGGAGCAAUCUGAAGGUUUUGCCGUGGCCCUCACAAACCCCUGACAUAAACAUCAUCCAGAAUCUGUGGAUAGACCACAAAAGAUCAGUGCAUGCAAGACGGCCCAAGAAUGUCACAGAACUAGAAGCCUUUUGCAAGGAAGAAUGUGCGAAAUUACCCCAAAGAAGAAUUGAGAGACUCUAAGAUGGCUACAAAAAAGCGUUUACAAUCUGUGAUACUUGCCAAAGGGGGUGUUACUAAGUACUGACCAUGCAGGGUGCCCAAACUCUUGCUUCAGGCCGUUUUCCUUUUUUUGUUAUUUUGAAACUGCAACAGAUGGGAAUAAAAAAAAAACGUUUUCUUGCUUAAAAUAUUAAAUAAAUGU
This is a messenger RNA of Mobula hypostoma (lesser devil ray), 865 nucleotides long. RefSeq names its product E3 ubiquitin-protein ligase TRIM17-like. Gene Ontology annotation, molecular function: ubiquitin protein ligase activity; zinc ion binding. Gene Ontology annotation, biological process: protein ubiquitination. Bases 14 to 514 code for a protein of 166 amino acids. Gene Ontology annotation, cellular component: cytoplasm. Lineage: Eukaryota; Metazoa; Chordata; Chondrichthyes; Myliobatiformes; Myliobatidae. The transcript is spliced from 2 exons. The record is from RefSeq and is a predicted model, not a curated record.